UUCAACUAGUUAGAGUCGAUCUUUCAACUUGUUAGGCUCAAUUAUCCAUUCUAUUAUCAAUAUUUUUCAUUCUUAAAGUGUUUUUCCCUACGUUUUAUUGUAAAAAGUAAAAUUUACUUGUAUUUUUUUAGCAACAUGUAAGGGUGGGUCGACCCGCCCCGCCCCGUACCCGCGCGAAUUUUACCCGCCCCGACUCGUAGUAGCAUGGGGCGGGGCAUGAGAAUUGAAGUACCCGCCCCGCCCCUCCCCAUUGCCAUCACUAGUGGCCAUUGGCCUCCUCCGACUGAAAUUCCGCUUCCAAAAACGUAGGCCAUUGCCUCUUCUCCCACGUCUCCACAAAAUUAGAUUACGUUUCGUACAAAGCAAACAAAGGCAACCAUACUUGGAUUUAUUGAAAUGUAGGCAUGGUUUUAGUUUAACCGUCUGUAAUCGUAUUGGUUUUAAUCCAGUUUCAUAGAGGCUACCAUACUCUUUUUUUUCUCUCUCCAUGUUCAAGUAUAAAACACACGAUAAAUAUAGUAAGAAAUUACAAAGAAAUGAAGAAUCUACUAUGUGAUUCAAAGACACCAAACUAAACUGUUAUCCUUGCUUUCGCGCGGCCGGCCAAUGCUAAAAAAAUCUUCUGGUUUUCCACCCACGUUUCAUUAUCAGUUUCUAACCAUGUGCAUCUUUCAAGAUCAUGUGCUUAACUUUUCAUUUAAGAUGGGGAUCAUGGGUGGAGUUUUGACUUGGCAUACCACAAUCAAAGUUGAUCACGGAUUUCCCCGUGGGUAUGCGCCAGAUUGAUUUGCAUAUUUUUAGAGAUCAUGCAAAUCCUAAUAGUGUGCUAAUGGACUAUCUUUUGUAAGUUCGGUUUUGGUCUAAAUGCUCACAAACCAAUAACCAUAAGUAUAUCCACUAAACUUAGUUAAUGAAAUUUAAAUGUCUUUAAGUCCAUUAACCAUUUAAGUAAUUAACGUGGAAAAGAUAUUUGUUUGUUUGUAUACUGGGUUCCAAACUCAGUUAAGGGCUCUUUGUUGAAUAGAGUCUUAACCACCCAAUUAAUCUUCCUCCUGGUAAAGCAACCCACUUCUACUUCAACCAACAAAACAAACCUAAUUUGAUUGAUAUAUAGUUGAAUAUAUUCCCUGAUGUACACUAAGCCGAAAUGAGGUUAUUAUUUAGACUUCAUUAGUACCAUGACUUAGCUCACUAGUACUAUAUUUAUUUUAACCAUUUUAUAAUUUUUUUUUUUCUAAUUCAACUGAUUUCGAAACUUACUUAUGUUGGUAACAACGUUUUUUUCCCGUUGAAUUGGUAACAACGUUUUCCCAUCAAACAAAAACAAAAUAUGUUUCCAACAUAAUUAGAGUAUUGCUUUCUUCUCCGUAAAUUACCACAAGAGCUUAAUUAAUGAAAAUCACAUGAGAGACGUGAUAAUAAUUUGUCAAAAGAAAGAUGUAAUAAUGAACUUUUUUUAAAUGGGGGGACGAAACAAUUAAUUUCACUAAAAAUUGUAACAGUUAGCUCUUAUGGGAUGUCUAGUAGAUAAUUUCUUUAAAGUAAAACAAAAAGAAGCAAAAACUGCAACACGUGGACAAUGAUGUCACGCCACAUUUUCCCCUGACUAUAUAAAUUAAUCAUACAUUCCCCCCACAAACAAAGAAACCAGAGAAGUUUUCUUUACCAGAUCCCACCAUUUGUCAGUCAGGUAAAGAACUUGUUAAAUUCUAAUUCAAUUUCCUUCAAGACACGAUCUGGGUUCCUCUUCUUUCUCCUCAUUUUAAGAAUUCCAUUUUUGUGGGUUGGGCUUUAACAGGCCAACAAUGGAAGUUACAGCAGCGGUUUGGGUAUGUCUCCUGGCGCUGGUAAUUGCAGGGGGGAGGUCAUCAUCAUCAGUUGAGGCCAGAAAGAAAUCUUUGAAGCUCGACUCCUAUGAGUUCACAGGGAGAGAUUGCAGGGCUAAUGUAGCCUCCAUUACAGAUUUCGGAGGCGUUGGAGAUGGUAACACUUCAAACACCAAGGCUUUCCAGGCUGCAAUGGAUUCUCUGGCCAAGUACUCUGCAGAAGGAGGGUCUUUGCUCUAUGUCCCUCCAGGGAGAUGGCUGACUUCCAGUUUCAACAUCACCAGCAGCCAUUUCACUCUCUAUCUUGACCAGGAUGCGGUUCUUCUUGCUGCCCAGGAUGAAAACGAAUGGCCAGUGAUUGAGCCAUUGCCAUCUUACGGCAGAGGAAGGGAUGCUGAUGGCGGAAGGUACAGCAGUCUAAUCUUCGGCACAAACCUUACCGAUGUUGUAAUCACAGGUGCCAAUGGGACUCUUGAUGGCCAAGGAGAACUGUGGUGGAAGAAAUACCGCGCAGGCCAGCUCAACUACACCAGACCUUACUUGAUCGAACUCAUGUACUCUAGCGAGAUCCAGAUCUCAAAUCUCACACUGCUCAAUUCUCCGUCGUGGAACGUACAUCCCGUUUACUGCACCAAUACUCUCGUCAAAGGCUUGACGAUUCUGGCUCCCGUCACCUCUGCAAAUACUGAUGGAAUCAACCCAGAUUCUUGCACCAACACCAGGAUAGAAGACUGCUUCAUCGUCUCCGGCGACGACUGCGUCGCAGUGAAGAGUGGAUGGGACGAGUAUGGAAUCGCUUAUGGAAUGCCUACGAAGCAUCUAGUCAUACGGAGGCUGACCUGCAUCUCCCCCUUCAGCGCGACCAUCGCAUUAGGGAGCGAAAUGUCUGGCGGGAUUGAGGAUGUGAGGGCAGAGGACAUCACGGCGAUCAACACGGAGUCCGGAGUCAGGAUCAAGACCGCCGUCGGCCGUGGAGGCUACGUGAAGGACAUAUACGUGAGGAGAUUUACCAUGAAGACGAUGAAGUGGGCAUUCUGGAUGACAGGGAACUACGGUUCCCACCCUGACAACAACUACGAUCCCAAUGCCAUCCCUGUCGUCGAGAACAUCAACUACCGCGACAUGGUCGCGGAGAACGUGUCGAUGGCGGCCAAGUUGGAAGGGAUCGGGGGCGAUCCUUUCACCGGAAUCUGCAUAUCGAACGUGACCAUCGGGCUCGUGGAGAAGGCCAAGAAGCUGCAGUGGAACUGUACAGAUAUUUCAGGGGUGACGAGUUCUGUGACACCUAAGGCGUGUGAUUUGUUGCCUGAUCAGGGGGCAAAGCAGACAUCUUGCAAUUUCCCGGAUGACACGCUGGCAAUCGAGGAAGUGGAAGCUCAUGCUUGCUCUUACAGUAAGAGAUACUUGUGACACAAGCAAUGAAGUUUGGCUGCAGUCAAGUCUAUGCUUUUCUACAACUUUCCAAGUAAUUGAAGGCUUUCAAAAUCAAACCUACAGGAAACAAGGAAUGUGAAGUCAAAAGAACUGUACUAAAUCCUGUACAACUAUAAAGUGGGCUAACAUGUAAUGAAUGUAAAUAAGAUGAAAGAUGAAACCUAAUUUAUGAAAACAACAUGGGUUGGGGGAUCAAAUUGGUUCUUCUUUACCACCAACCCAUUUGAUCCUGCAGAAACUGAACAUAUGAACUGAAAGUGCUAUACCUGUUAGAGGGUCUGCAACUUUGGUUUCGAUUUAAUGAGCCCCCUGAAAAGAAUAAACAAAAGCACUUUCG
Messenger RNA from Linum trigynum, 3597 nucleotides. The record is from the annotation of a GenBank genome assembly. Lineage: Eukaryota; Viridiplantae; Streptophyta; Magnoliopsida; Malpighiales; Linaceae.